Argentina anserina (silverweed cinquefoil) is the source of this 1443-nucleotide messenger RNA. RefSeq lists its product as uncharacterized. Gene Ontology annotation, cellular component: nucleus. Lineage: Eukaryota; Viridiplantae; Streptophyta; Magnoliopsida; Rosales; Rosaceae. The record is from RefSeq and is a predicted model, not a curated record.
CCCUAGCAAAGCUUUUCUUCUUGGAAUCUUCAACAAUGGCGGACACCACCACCGCGAGCGCCACCACCUACAAUCUCUUCGUAAACCUCCUAGAAGGCAAAACCCUCAACCUAAAAUUCACAACCCCAGAAAUCUCCGCCGCCUCCAUCAAGCGCCGCCUCUUCGAAAUCACCAACAUCCCCCUCCGCCACCAGCGCCUCCUCACCGGCACCCGCACCUCGAUGCUCCGGGGGUCGGCGACGAAGGCGGGGCAUAAGAAGACGAACAACUUCGACGCGUGUAGGGAUAUGAGUGGGCGGAGGCUGAGGCAUGUGAAUGCGGAGAAUAAGCUGCAGGAGUGGAGGGAGACGGAGGAGCAGAGGAGGAUGGAGAAGAAGGGGGAGGAGUUUCUGAAGCUUGGCGACGCGGCGGCGGAGAAGUAUGUGAAGAAGUGUAAGGAGGAGUCGGCGAUGGUGGAUGCGGUGAAGGAGGCUAUGAGUGGGAAGAGGAAGGGGAAGAAGACGGAGCCCAAGUCGAAAAGGGUGAAGCUUUGGGUGGGCAGAAAUGACAGUGAUACAGAGGAAGAUGACAGUGAUAAUGAAGAUGAGAUGGAGAAAUCAACCGUAUCUGAUAAUGGGAAUAGCUCAGGUUUGAAUAAGGAAGCUGAGGGCAGUUUGAAUUCAGUGACUGGUGGGAAACAAGAGGGUGAGUCUCCAGGUAGAGGCUCAUCUGAGAGUGGCUCUGAGGAAGAGAAAGAGAAGAGAGACAUGGUUGUUCGUACUGCUCAAGAAUUUCAUACGGAGAAGGAUGGGAUAAUUGAGGAUGAGAAGAUAGCUAUAAGUGCAAGUAUACCUUGUUCAGCUCCUGAUACUGUUGUUGGAGUAGAAACAAUGCAGGAUGAAAAGCUGGAUUGCAAUGUAAUUGAGAUGCAACCUCAGGAGAUUUCUAAGUCAGAUGAUGACCAAGGAGUUGAAAGUGCAUCGAUUUUAUCUGAAACCAAUGGUUCUUCAGAGUCCACAGUUGCUAAUGGGAACACUGCAGAGAUGGAGAAGCCGCUAAAUUUUGAUGACUUCAAUUCAGCAGCAGAAAUGGAGGUUCUCGGGACAGACAAGUUGAAAUCGGAAUUGCAAGCCCAUGGGUUAAAAUGUGGUGGUACUCUGCGAGAGCGUGCUACCAGGUUUUUUAUGCUGAAAUCUACCCCUAUAGAGAAGAUUCCAAAGAAGCUGCUGGCAAAGAAAUAAGUACGUGAUACGCUUCAUAUAACCCUUUAUAUGACUACUUUAUAGACCAAGUUUCUCCUGCAAUGUAUAGAUGGUGGAUGAAGUGUUUAACUGUGUAUAUUUGAAUCUAUAAUGUUCUCAGUUCUUGACUGUGUACUGUUUUUGUGUACCAUGACCCUUGGUGGAUAAUGUCUGAGCCUUUGACAAUUGACUGAAGCAGUAAUAUGAUGCAAUCUUCGUUUUU